This is a messenger RNA of Bipolaris sorokiniana ND90Pr, 1042 nucleotides long. RefSeq lists its product as uncharacterized. The record is from RefSeq and is a predicted model, not a curated record. NCBI's taxonomy places the organism in Eukaryota, Fungi, Ascomycota, Dothideomycetes, Pleosporales, Pleosporaceae. Bases 322 to 990 code for a protein of 222 amino acids. The transcript has a single exon.
UUUAAACAAGCAUUUCUAUCUGCCGGUUACUUUUGGGAGCAUAUUACGCAAUUUUCUAUACCCGUUUAUUAUAGCACUUACAUUACUGCUACAAGUGUCUAUUCAACUUUUCCGUGCAUAAAGAGCGACAGAAAGAUAUGAAAUUGAGCACACUCUAAUAAUCGACUAUACAAGUUCUUUAGGGAAGAAGAGAAGGGAAGAAGAAAAAAGAGGAAAUACAACACUCUAGUUCCAGACCGUCAUUUUGAUUCAUCUAUAAUUUUCUCGAACGAUAAACAAGGCAAACCCCACACCACCCACAAGACAAAGAUCCAAAGAGCAAUGCAAACAGGACGAAGAGGACACCCCAGCCGCCAACCCCGAGGCGACUCAUCCGAGCGCGGCAGCAGAGGUCGAGGCCGAGGAAGAGGAAGAGGUCCAUCCGACAACUCCAGAGGCUCCCGUGGCUCCCACCGUGGUGCCCGCCCAUCCCCAGCAUACAGCCCCGUCCCCCCCUACGCCUCUAUCCACCCCGGCACCCCCGUCUCCCUAAUCCUCAAACAAGACCAACCGACCGGCCGCCGCGUCUCCGGUAUCGUCGCUGACAUCCUAACCCGCGGCGACCAUCCGCGGGGUGUCAAGGUGCGCCUGCGAGAUGGUCGCGUGGGCCGCGUGCAGAGUCUUGUUAGUGAGACUGAGGGGGAGAGCGGUGAGGCGCUGGCUGGCGGGGCUGACGCAGGGUUAGGGCGGGAUGGGGAGGUAAGAGGUGGCGGGAGGGGGAGAAUGGAGAGGGAUGUUCGGGAGAAUGAUGAGUAUUUUUUCGAUGAGACGAGGCGGGGGGAGGUUGAUGGGGGCAUUUUCGCGGCGUUGGAAGAGGCGGAUAGACGGUAUGAGCAGGGGAAGGGAGGGCAUGGCGGGGGAGUGGAGACGGCGGUUUGUCCGGUUUGUGGGGUUUUUGAGGGGGAUGAGGUGGCUGUUGCCAGACAUGUUGAAAGUCAUUUUGGGGAGUAGAUGGGGAGGAUAUUUGGGGGAAGAUGGGUGAGGUAUAGGGUUUUAUGGAUUG